AUGGAAACCGGUCUCCUUAUUAAAGGCAUUGGUUUUACUAUCCUCGUGUUGAUAGGUAUACCUGGAAAUCUCUUCAUCCUUAUAAAAUUUCUCCACUUCAGGAUGAAAGAACAGAAACUCCGACCAGCAAAUAAAAUCCUAAUGGGUCUAGCAUUUGUAAAUCUAAUUCUCGUUCUCAACCGAGUCAUACCACAGGCUCUUGAAGCUCUUGGUAUAGAAAAUUUAUUAAGUGACACGGAGUGCAAGCUGGUCUCUUUUACCUAUAGAGUGUCUAGGGCCAUGGCAAUCUGUAUUACCAGUCUGCUUAGUUGUCACCAGUGCAUUGUUAUCGCUCCAGCAAACAAACUAUGGACUUUUCUGAAGCAAAAAGUACCCAGUAAUGUUACCAUGAUCAUAAUUGUGUUUUUUUGCUUAAAUGUUGCUCUGUAUCCUUCGAGAAUGAUUUAUUGCCAAGCUAGGGGGAAUGUUACUGUCUCUCUUUACACUCUGCACCUGGUGUAUUGUGAUUGUGACUUUAGGAAUUAUACAGCAUAUAUUCUUAAUGGGGUGUUUCCUGUGGUCAGGGAGAUCAUAGUAGUAGGACUGAUGGUAUUAGCAAGUCUAUAUAUUGUGUAUAUGUUGCUUCACCAUCAACAAACAAUGAAAGGCAUGAGAAGCUCAGAUAAAGAUAAUAGGAAGUCAGUUGAGUACAGGGCUUCCAGGGCAGUCAUUUUUUUAGUGGCCCUUUAUGUGGCAUUAUUUGGGAUGGACACAUCAGUUUGGAUAUACACUCUUUCUCUGUAUAAUGUAAGUGGUGAUGUCAAUGACGCGCGCGUGUUUCUAUGUGCCUCUUAUUCAGCACUUAGCCCAAUACUGGUGAUUGCCACAAACCCCAAACUCCGUAGAGGAAUACAUUUGUGCUUAGAAUUCAAUGUGAAAUCAAAGCUUGGUGAUUCAACUAGUUAA
Pelobates fuscus (common spadefoot toad) is the source of this 945-nucleotide messenger RNA. Its product is annotated as olfactory receptor class A-like protein 1. The coding region runs from base 1 to 945 and encodes 314 amino acids. Gene Ontology annotation, cellular component: membrane. Lineage: Eukaryota; Metazoa; Chordata; Amphibia; Anura; Pelobatidae. The transcript has a single exon. The record is from RefSeq and is a predicted model, not a curated record. Gene Ontology annotation, biological process: G protein-coupled receptor signaling pathway. Gene Ontology annotation, molecular function: pheromone receptor activity.